This is a messenger RNA of Purpureocillium lilacinum, 795 nucleotides long. RefSeq lists its product as uncharacterized. The record is from RefSeq and is a predicted model, not a curated record. Lineage: Eukaryota; Fungi; Ascomycota; Sordariomycetes; Hypocreales; Ophiocordycipitaceae. Gene Ontology annotation, biological process: mycotoxin biosynthetic process.
AUGUAUUCGGAGCGACCUCUGGCGAAGGACCACGAUCCUUCAGACUCACUAGACACGGAGAGUCUCUUGAGCGACGAGCAAUCGCAAGAGAAGCUCCUCCAUUCUUUGCCAUCUCCCACAUCAAAGCGAAACAAGCGACUAAAAACGUAUCUCCACCUUGCCGCCGUUGUCUUUUACAGCGUCCUCACCGUCACACUAUACGCAUGGAGCGUAAGGAUAAACGCGAAGAAAUGCGAGUGUGAGAAUGCUGCGGUCUAUUCUCCCGCGAAAGCGGCCAUAAAAUACGAGAAACAAAUGAUUGUCCACAACCUUGCAGACAAUGGCAAAUAUAGAGGCCCACCACGGCCAGAGCAGGACGCGGCAUGGGAGGACCUUUUGAGAUACAACAAUCUCCGCGUCCAGAAGGAAGACCUCGACAAAGCAAACGCCACCUCCGUGCCCCUGAAUGACGACCAGGGCGGCUACCUCGCGACCCUCGACGUCUUCCACACGCUGCACUGCGUGAACAAGAUUCGCAAGUCCUACUACUCCGACUACUACCACGACCCGAACCCCCUCGCAGACCAGCAGGAGCACUUUGAUCACUGCAUCGAUCUGCUCCGCCAGGUUGUCAUGUGCCACGGAGACGUGUCUCUGCAUACGUAUCAGUGGAAGGAGGACUAUAGAUGGCCGUGGCCGAGCAUGCAGACGGAGCAUCAGUGCCGGAAUUGGGACAGGUUGAUGGAUUGGUCGAAGGAGCAUUAUAUCCCGAGCCUGACGGGUCCGAUACUGUCACAUCCAAAGUUGGGGCAGUGA